AUAUUGAGACCCAUUCAAGAGGGCGUCAGGGCAGGCAGCAGCUCCACAGCCGGCUCAAGGAGUGAGGAUUAAUGAGGAUCACUGGAUUAAUGCAGACCAAGGAUUGUUAGGGGGUAGAAAAGCUGUGAAUUGGCGAUGCUGAGAAAGGGGGAGUGGGUCUGGGUGGACUCUGACAUCGGGGCACCCAUCGGAGCCAGGGUCAAAGAAACACCAUCUGGCCACCGGUUUCUGGUGAAUGAUGACGGAAAGGAAGAGAGUCUGUCCCCGGAGCUGGAGGCCUCCGUCAAGAUCAUGCACCCGACCUCGGUGGAAGGUGUGGACGACAUGAUCAAACUGGGAGACAUGACCGAGGCCGGCAUCCUCAGGAACCUGCUGCUCCGACACAGACAAGGCAUCAUCUAUACCUACAUAGGCUCUGUGCUGGUGGCAGUGAACCCGUACCAGGAUUAUCCGAUGUAUUCAGGCGAACAUGUGAAGUUGUACCAGGGUCGAAAGCUGGGCGAACGCCCUCCGCACAUCUUUGCCAUCGCCGAGUCCUGCUACACUAACAUGAUGCGCCAUCACAAAAACCAGUGCUGCAUCAUCAGCGGGGAAUCAGGAGCAGGAAAGACAGAAAGCACCAAGCUGAUCCUUCAGUACUUUGCAGCAGUCAGUGGAGGGCUCUCUAAACAGGAAAUUGAACACCAGAUCCUGGAGUCCAACCCAAUACUGGAAGCGUUUGGAAACGCUAAAACCAUCCGCAACGACAACUCCAGUCGCUUCGGGAAAUAUUUGGAGAUCUUCUUCAACAAGGACGGAGUGAUCGAAGGUGCUCGGGUGGAGCAGUAUCUUCUGGAGAAGUCUCGUGUCUGCCAUCAGGCCUUGGAGGAGAGAAACUACCACAUGUUUUACUGCAUGCUGGCCGGAAUCACAGCAGAGGAAAAGAGGACUUUGAGCCUUGGAGAUGCUAAGGAAUACACAUUCCUUUCCAAGGGCCAUUGUAUCGUGUGUGAAGGCAGGGAUGAUGCUAAAGACUACCAGCGAGUUCUCUCUGCUAUGAAAACCCUGACCUUCUCAGAGAGCCAGUGUCAGGAAGUCCUCAAGCUACUGGCGACCAUAUUACACCUGGGAAACAUCUGCUUCGAGGCCAACACAGAAAAUAACUUGGAAACCAGUGAUGUCAGCAAGACAGUGAACUUCAACAUGGCAGCGUCACUACUGGAGGUCAACAAGUCUUCACUGGGGACCAGUUUGACCCAUCGUUCCUUCAGGACCAACAGAGAGAGUGUGACCAAACCCCUCAGCUCCGAACAGGCCUCCGACUGCAGAGACGCCUUUGUCAAGGCAAUCUACAAUAAGCUGUUCAUAUGGAUCGUUGGGAAAAUCAACAGCGUCAUCUAUCAGCGGCUGAUCAAAAACCCCAAAUCCUCCUUCUUGUCCAUCGGCCUGCUCGAUAUCUUCGGCUUUGAGAACUUCCACAGCAACAGCUUCGAGCAGCUGUGCAUUAAUUUCGCGAACGAGAAGCUGCAGCAGUUCUUCGUGGGCCACAUCUUCAAGCUGGAGCAGAAGGAGUACCUGAAGGAGGACAUUGUGUGGAAAAACAUCAAGUUCAGCGACAAUCAGAACAUCCUGGACCUCCUGGCCGGGAAACCCUGUAACGUGCUGGCUCUGAUUGAUGAAGAGAGCCACUUCCCAAAGGGCUCAGACAUCACUAUGCUGAACAAGAUGAAUAAGCAACACAAGAAGAACAAGGUCUAUGUUGGCUCCAGAAGUGAACAUGACACAUACUUUGGGAUUCACCACUUCGCAGGCAUGGUUUACUACGACUCCAAAGGAUUCCUGGAGAAGAACAGAGAUGGCAUCAGCUCUGACAUAAUCAAGAUGGUUGAGAUGUCCAAAAAUAAGCUGCUUCAUCAGAUAUUCGAGAAUGAGCUUUCAACCAAUGGGUUGAAGGUAGCCAACAACAAGAGGGUCAUCAUUACACCUAAGAGCUCUCUGCGGGCCCAGGGUGACAAGCGCAAACAAGUGCCGACACUGAGCGGCCAGUUCCGUCAGUCUCUGGACUCCCUCAUGAAGACUCUGUCCGCCUGCCACCCUUUCUUCAUCCGAUGCUUUAAGCCCAACAGUGACAAGCAGUCUAAGGUGUUUGACAGAGAACUCUGUAUGCGUCAGCUGAGAUACUCCGGCAUGAUGGACACCAUCCGCAUCCGGAGGCUGGGAUACCCGAUUCGCCACACAUUUGCCGAAUUCCUGAAGCGUUACAGGGUGCUCCUGAAGACGACCGACUGCAACCCCAAAAUCAUGGCAGCUUCUGCCUGUUGUGAUGCCAUCUGUAAGACGGUGAUUCAAGAAGAGGAUGAGUGGAAAAUAGGCCGAAACAAGAUUUUCCUGAGGGACGCCCAUGACGCUGUCCUGGAACAACUGAGGGAGGAGAAGCUCAACAGGGUGGCACGAGUGAUCCAGGGGGUCAUGUUGGCACAAAAAGACAGGAAGUCUUUUCUGAAGAAGCGAAAGGCAGCUGUGGUGCUGCAGAAGAACUGGAGGGCUUACGUGGCGCAGAGAGAGCUGAGAAAGCUGCAGCAUGGCUAUCGCCGGCUGGUCUCCAAGAUCCGUAGUCGGAAGCUCCAGUUACGGUACCGAAGACAGCAGGCGGCGGCGCUCACCAUACAGAGCCAGGUACGAGGCUACCGUGUGAGGAAGGACUGGAAGCAGAAGAGAGGGGCGGUCAUUCUGCUGCAGGCUCACACCAGAGGACUGCUGGACAGAAGAACAGUUGGAAAGAUGAGGAAAGACCGGCAACUUGCCUUGGAUCUUCAGAAGCAACUGAGCAUUAUCGCCCAGCCCGAUGAGGCUGACGAGGAGCCCGAGCCGAUCACUGAACAUGAUUCAGGAGAGAGCAGGGGCGAUGCUUCACCCACACCUUCGAUGCAAGAAGAACACGAAUCAUCAGAUUCAGAUGAAUCUGAGUCUAAUUUGAAGAGGAGUAUCACGCCAGAGCCUGCGGAGGAAAUCGUCCUUCUCAAGUCAGAGCCGGUGGAGGAACUGAUACCUCCAGUCUCGAGCUCACCAACCCUGAGCCAGUCAGAGGAGGAUGAUGACGCGUUUGAUGACGAAACUGAAGAGUUCUCAUUCUACAAGUUCAGCAUCCUCCACUUCCAGGGCAGCGCUACACACACGCACAUCUCCAAGAGACUCCAGCAGUCUCUGCUGCACCACGAUGACGAGGGCGAUGCAGUGGCAUGUGUGUCUGUAAACUGGAUUAUCCUGCGCUACAUGGAGGACCUGCCAGAACCUAAAUCGGCAGAUGCAACAUCUCUAGCGUCCAGCACCAUCUCUAGCAAUGUCCCUAACAGACGGGGCAGGAGGCUGAGCAACCUGGUGGGACUGGACCAGAAAAUACUGAGGAAGAGCAAGAAAAAGCUUGGAGGCGGAGGCAGAAAAUCUUCUGUUAUCCUAGAGGAGCCGGAAGACUUGACAGAGGAUGAGGACAUUUUGAUCGGAGAGGGUCCGAGGCUGCAGCGGCCACUUACACCCGUGGAAAAACUUAACAUCAUCAUCGGAUAUGCACUAUCAAGACCAAACAUAAGGGAUGAGAUUUACUGCCAGAUCUGUAAGCAGCUGGUGAGAAAUAACAACAGGAAGAGCCGUAUGCUAGGCUGGACCCUUCUUUCCAUCUGUCUCGGCAUGUUCCCCCCAACAGACCUCUUCAUGAAGUAUUUGGAGAAUUUCAUCCGCAAAGGGCCGAAUGGUUAUGGAACAUAUUGCACUGCGCGCCUGCAACGUAUAAACGCCAAUGGUGAAAGGAAAGAGCUGCCCUGUUGGGAGGAGCUGAAGGCCGCGAAGUCCAAGGAGCCCAUAGAGGUGUCUGUGACGCUGAUGGACGACCGCACUGUCAGUCUGAAUAUAGACUCAGCCUCCACUUCUGCUGAAAUCUGUCAAGCCCUGGCUGACAAGAUUGAUCUUCGAGACACAUACGGAUUCUCCCUGUACAUCAGCCUCUACGAUAAGAUGUGGUCUCUGGGCAGCUGUGGAAACCACGUGCUGGAUGCAGUGUCUCAGUGUGAGCAGGAGAUGACGAGGCAGGGCAAGGAUGAGAAGAACACCCCCUGGACGCUCUCCAUCCGCAAGGAACUUUUCACACCCUGGCAUGACUGCUCAAUAGACCCGAUCAGCACAGAUCUAAUCUACAGACAGGUCAUCAAGGGAAUCAAGUCGGGAGAUUACAUCAGUGAGAAGGAGGAUGAAUAUGUCCACAUGGCAGCACAGCACUACUACAUCCAGUUUGGCUCUGCGUUCAACAAAGACAACGUCCAGAGGGUGGUUGACGAGUGCAUCGCCACCCAACUCAUUGAGAACAAGUCUAUGUCGAGGUGGAUCCAGCUUGUCAGUACAGCGGUCUUACAGGGUCCCUAUGCCAACAGUAACCAGAGAAAAGAGAGAGUAAAAGCAGAACUGGUGGACAACGCCCGAGAUAAAUGGCCCCUUUUCUUCUCCAAGUUUUAUGAAGUAACAAUGACAUCAGGACCUCCUUUGCCCAAAAGCAGGUUUUUUGUGGCUGUCAACUGGAGCGGUGUCCUCUUCAUGGAUGGAAAAGACAAGAAACUCCUCGAGCUUCCUUACAUUGAGAUAAAGGAGGUGCAAUUGAUGAGUGAAAGCUAUUUAAGUGCUCAGUCAGUGACUUUGGACACAGUCAGAGGAGAGUUUGUCCUGGCGUCCGCGGAAGCUGCAGACAUGGCAGCACUUAUAAACGAACACCUGGAAGGGCUCAUACAGCACUCGGUGUACGCAAUGGCUAAGCAGGAUGUCAGCAAAUCAGAGGACUCCACGUUCCUGGUUUUUAAACGAGGGGACCUGCUGCUGGUAGAGAGAGACGAACACUCUGCUAAUGACAACUGGGUCAGAGCGACCAAUCAGAGGACCAGUAACAGCGGCACGGUCGACAAGGACGCAGUGAAGUUUCUGCCAACUCUCAGCAGGCCCACUGAAGACAUACUGGACCUGCUCAGUCCGCGCCCGAAGAAAACAACAACAGCACAAAACACCACACAGAGAGAGGAAACCUUGGCGCCCCUCUCUUUGAAAGAGUUUGCACUGGAGAACUUCAGGCUCGCAGGUAAAGAUGGCAGUCGGCCUGGUGCAUCCAGAGGGUUCGGCAGAGAGAAGCUGUGGAUUCAUUCCAGAGAGCCCCUCAAGCAGCCACUGAUGAAGAGCCUGGCAAACAACUCUGAACUCAGCAGCCGGGCCUGCAACGCCUUCACUGCUAUCUUGAAGUACAUGGGCGACUACCCCAUCAAGCACGCUCGCAGUCCGAUGGAACUGACUGACCAGAUCUUUGGCCCAGCUACCCAGCACGAAGUCCUGCAAGACGAGAUCUACUGCCAGAUUAUGAGACAGAUGACCGGCAACCACAGCAGGAUAAGCUUGGAUCGCGGGUGGCAGCUUCUGUGGCUGCUCACAGGCUUGUUCCCACCCAGUCCCAGUUUGAUGGGACACACUCAGCGCUUCCUGGAGACGCGGCCCAGAGAUCAGCUGAGUAACGCCUGCCUGCAGAGGCUGCUGGUGAUACGCAGUAAGGACCCAAGGAAGUGUCCUCCCCAUAUGGUCGAAGUGGACGCCAUCCAACAGAACAGCGCCCAGAUCUUCCAUAAAAUCCACUUCCCAAAUGACAGUGAUGAUAUUUUCGAGGUGACGUCGACGACCACAAACAAAGACCUGUGCCACGGUGUUGCCUCGCAGCUCAAACUGAACUCAGCUGACGGAUAUGGCCUGUACCUGAAAACACCGAACAAGGUUACUAGCUUGGAUGAGGAGCUGUAUUUCUUUGACAGUCUCAGGCAGACUUCAGACCUCCCUAAGAAAGUCAAAAAAGUGAAAGAAGCCGACCAGACCAACAUACCCUACCUGGUGAUAUUAAGGAGGAAGCUCUGGUUCAACGUGACCCCGGGGAGAGACCUGGUCGCAGACCUAACCUUCCACUUCCCGCAGGAGAUGCCAAAGUACCUGCGGGGCUACCACAACUGCAGCAAAGAGGACAUGAUCACCCUGGGCGGGCUGCUCUUCAGAGUGGAGGUCGAUUCAGACAGGUCACAGUUUGUCAUGAUCCCCAGAAUGUUGAGGCAGCUGGUUCCUGCGGACGAGAUCAAAAGCAUGUCCCCUGAAGAAUGGAAGAAGCACAUCAUCUCCUCCUACAACAAGCAGAGUGGCAUCACGGUGCAGGAGGCGAAAAUCGCCUUCCUGAAAGCCAUUUCGACUUGGCCAACCUUCGGCUGUGCCUUCUUUGAAGUUAAACAAUCAUGUGAAUCAAGCUACCCGAGCAUGGUUUUGAUCGCCAUCAGCAAGCAAGGUGUCAGCUUCAUAGACCCGCAGACAAAGGAGCUGCUGGUGAUGCACAAGUUCAAAAACAUCUCAGAUUACCACAGCAAAGGCAGCCGCUUCCAGAUGACCGUAGGCACCGUGAUGAAGAACGACUUCAUCUGUGAAACCUCACAGGCCAGAACGAUGGAAGACCUUCUCAGCUCGUACAUCAUCAUGUAUGAGAAGCUGACAAGCUUUGUACCGAGGAACAGCAUCUUUUUCUGAGGCUUCAGGUGGAAUAGAAAGUAGUGAAAUGUUGUGAUUUAUGCGAUCAAUAUCUUUACAUUAAUUUAUUUGUAGGACAAAUUGUCCCUAAUAAAGAUUCACUUCUGAGUGUUUUUUUUCCCUCUUUC
Messenger RNA from Acanthopagrus latus (yellowfin seabream), 6686 nucleotides. RefSeq names its product unconventional myosin-VIIa-like. Gene Ontology annotation, cellular component: myosin complex; cytoskeleton. The transcript is spliced from 50 exons. Gene Ontology annotation, molecular function: protein binding; ATP binding; cytoskeletal motor activity. The record is from RefSeq and is a predicted model, not a curated record. NCBI's taxonomy places the organism in Eukaryota, Metazoa, Chordata, Actinopteri, Spariformes, Sparidae. The coding region runs from base 136 to 6558 and encodes 2140 amino acids.